Molecule: messenger RNA, 1779 nt
Organism: Sceloporus undulatus (fence lizard)
Lineage: Eukaryota; Metazoa; Chordata; Lepidosauria; Squamata; Phrynosomatidae
Gene: SMYD3
Product: SET and MYND domain containing 3
Exons: 12
Coding region: 16-1290 (424 amino acids)
Cellular component (GO): nucleus
Molecular function (GO): protein binding; histone methyltransferase activity
Source: RefSeq, a predicted model, not a curated record
AGGGAGGGGGGACGCAUGGAGAAGUUUGCAAGCCCCGGCCGAGGCAACGGCGUCCGCCUCACGACGAAGGCGGUGAAGCCCGGCGCGCUGCUCUACCGCGCGGAGCCUUUCGCUUACAACGUCAGCAAAAAGUGCCUGGGAAGCGUGUGCGAGCGCUGCCUGCGCAGGAAGGAGCAGCUGCUUAGAUGUUCUCAGUGCAAAGCUGCACGAUAUUGUAAUGCACGUUGCCAGAAAGAAGCCUGGCAGGACCACAAACGGGAAUGCAAGUGUAUUAAGAGUAUGGAGCCUAACUUUCCACCAGACUCUGUGAGACUAGUGGGGAGGAUUAUUUUUAAAAUAUUAAGACGGUCAACAUGCUCAUCUGAGGAGCUCUACUCUUUUUCAGAACUUCAGUCAAAUGUUGCAGAGCUAUGUGAAGAAAUGAAAGAAGGCCUCUGGCACCUUGCAAAGGCGCUGCAGCUGUAUUUAAAGACAGAAAUCCAGGAUGUUUCUCAACUGCCACCUGCCUUGGAUAUUUUUGAAACCUUCGCAAAAGUGACCUGUAACUGUUUCAGCAUCAGCAAUGGAGAAAUGCAGAGUGUUGGUGUUGGACUUUAUCCUAGCAUGUCUUUACUGAACAACAGUUGUGACCCCAACUGUGCAAUAGUCUUUGAGGGUCCCCAGCUCCACCUUCGUUCCAUCCGGGAAAUCCAGAAGGGGGAAGAGCUCACCAUAAGCUAUGUUGAGACAAUUAUGCCCACUCCUGAACGUCAGAAUCAGCUGAGACGCCAGUAUUGUUUUGAAUGUGACUGCUUCAUGUGCUGUACAAAAAGCAAGGAUGAUGACAUGUUGGCAGGGAAUGAACAAGCUUGGAAAGAAGCCAAAGAAGUGGUAAAUAAAAAUGAAGGGCCAAAGUCACAAGAAGAGUGGGAGCAAGUUCUGAAGACAUGCAAGACAUUACUUAAGAACAAUGCAGCUCAGCUCCCAGACACAAAUAUCUACCAGCUGAAAGUGCUUGACCUUGCCAUGGAUGCCUGCAUAAACCUUGGCCUUUUGGAGGAAGCUCUGCAUUAUGGCCACAGAACUUUGGAGCCUUACAGGUUGUAUUAUUCUGGCUUCCAUCCUUUGAGGGCUGUCCAGAUGAUAAGAGUGGCCAAGUUGCAGUACAGCCAAAAUAUGUUUUCCCAGGCUCUGGAAACUUUGAAACAGGCUUAUGAUAUUAUGAAGGUGACCCAUGGAACAGAGCAUAGCCUAAUGCAAGACCUGAUGAUGCUUAAGGAAGAUUGUGAAGCUGGCUUGCCAUUAGAAUGAAGAAGACCUCCAAGCCGCUGUUCCAUGGAAAAGAAACAGAAGACAGAACACAACAAAGUCCUUCCAAGAUAUAUUACAAUCUACCCACAUGCAUAUGAGAUCCCAUUAAUAUGAGUGCAGUAGAGAAAGCUUCCAUUUGUUAUGCAGUAUAAACCUGGUAUUAUUAGCUUCUGCUAAUUUUCCAAAUGAUGUUUCUUAUCACUUGGCACUCCAGCAGAAUUGUAGUGUCUGCAGUUCAAUAUGUUGAGGAAAAAAUUUGGACACUCCUUUCUAAAUGUACUAUUAAUUAUGUAGAAAAUGCUAACUGUGUAAAUUACUUUCUUCAUUGUUAACAGUUAUUAAGGUACACUGUAUGUCUUGGUCUAAAUAAAUCUGAAUACCAAAAGUAUUUGACAAGCAUUUUCAGUAUUACAUUUUCUCCUCUUGUAGUGCUUACAACUGCCCACAUAAUCUAAUUUCCAGAUACAUUUUUCCAGUUUAGUUUGCCAU